AUGCACCCCGUAACCACGAUCGUCACUGGACUCGCUCUUCUAUCCUCUGUUAUUGCAAUGGGUAGUCCCGACAAAGCCCCUACUCCUGGGCCGACUCCUACUCCUGGGCUGACUCCUCCUUCUAUAAACGUUUACGUCACACUCACCGAUGGCAUUUCUCAGACCAUCACUGUUGAAAAUGGUGUCUGCAAGGAUGUGAAACCGAUUGAGGCUACGAACUAUGGUAUGAAUGGUGGAAUUUGGUGCCGGUUCUACUCUAGUCCUGCUUGUGCUGGUACUUUCACUGAGAGAAGGGGAUCUAGUUGGUUUGAUUCCGCUAUACGGAUUGAGAGUAUCAAGUGUGAGCAUCUGGUGCUGUGA
Aspergillus tanneri is the source of this 360-nucleotide messenger RNA. RefSeq lists its product as uncharacterized. The transcript has 3 exons. The coding region runs from base 1 to 360 and encodes 119 amino acids. The record is from RefSeq and is a predicted model, not a curated record. NCBI's taxonomy places the organism in Eukaryota, Fungi, Ascomycota, Eurotiomycetes, Eurotiales, Aspergillaceae.